CGCUAGAAGAGAACGGUGAGGGUGGGAUGCUGGUGAGGAGGUUUGUGGUGACUCUACCUCAAGCAGAAAUCUAAAAAUUUUGAUUUUUCAGGAUGUUUUUGGAAUACAGUUUUUUAUCAUCCUUUUGUUCUUUGACUGCCAGUGUUUUGAGGUGCUGAAGAUCAACCACAGCCACAAAAGUUCAGAUUUUUGUAUGACAGGUGCUGUCUUAAUCCCGAGAGGAGAGUGAGAGCAUUCAAGAAAGAUAGUUUUUCCUGUGAUCAGCUGCGUACACUGACGUGAGUGGACCUAUGGAGAAAUUCAAAGCAGCCAUGGUUCUGGGUGCUGCUGGGGAUGCCUUAGGCUACAGAAAGGGUCACUGGGAGAGCUGCACCUCAGGCAAGAAGAUCCAAGAGGAGCUUGGCUCUCUGGGGGGACUGGGAUCCCUGAAACUGGAUCCUGACAACUGGCCACUGAGUGAUGCGACACUGAUGCACAUGACCACAGCAGAAGCCCUUAUAACAGAUUACUGGUGUCUGGAGGAUCUGUACCGGGAGCUGGUGCGCCUUUACGUUGAGGCCAUGGUGUCUCUUCAGGGCAGGGCUCCGGAUCCUGCCACAGUCGAGGGCUGUGUCCACCUCAAACCACACAACUUCCUGCUUGCCUGGCACACACCUUUUAAUGAAAAAGGUUCUGGUUUUGGGGCAGCUGCUAAGGCCAUGUGUGUGGGUAUGAGAUACUGGCAGCCUGAGAGACUUGACAGCCUGGUGGAGGUCAGCAUCGAGAUUGGCCGAAUGACCCACAACCAUCCCACAGGCUUCCUUGGUUCCCUAGCAUCGGCACUGUUUGCAUCCUAUGCAAUCCAGGGGAAACCUAUUGUUAGUUGGGGCCGUGAGCUCAUAAAGGUCAUCCCUCGAGCUGAGGACUACUGCAAGAAGACCAUACGACACAUGUCAGAGUAUCAGGAAAACUGGUUCUACUUUGAGGCAAAGUGGCAGUUUUACCUUGAAGAGAGGGGGAUCGAGAAGGAAGGACAAAAUAAAGCUUCAUUUCCUGAUUCCUCUGACGCUGAGGAGACAGACAAGAUGUAUAAGCGCUGGAGCUCAGAGGGCCGUGCAGGCCGCAGAGGUCACGAUGCCCCCAUGAUAGCCUACGAUGCCCUUCUAGCUGCAGGCAGUGACUGGACUGAGCUGUGUAAACGAGCAAUGUUUCAUGGAGGUGAAGGUGAAGCCACAGGCCUGAUUGCAGGUUGUCUCUAUGGUCUCAUGCAUGGCCUGAGUAAAGUUCCCCAAAGCCUGUACCAGGAUUUGGACAAAAGAGAGCGCUUGGAAGAGCUGGGUCAAGCGCUUUACAAAGCAGCAUCUGCAGAGAAGUGCAUAGACAAGUAAUUCUUCUCUUCACUGGCCUGAACCCUACUGGCUGCACUGAGGAACUGCACAUGACUCUAAAACUGCUUGCCUUUAUCCUACACUACCCUCUACUCCCUAUACACUGAUCUACUAUGAACUGAAAUAGUUCAAAUGCUUCAGCUGGCAGCUGCAAAAAUGUUCUGCAAUGACUGCAAGUAUUUUAUUGGAGCAAGUGUGUUCAAUAAAACUCCCUAAAGCACUGACAGGCUUAAAUUGUUUUUCAAAUGUCUGACAACACAAUGGAAACUACACAGAGAUAGGCUUUCUCAAGUUUAACUAUCAAAAUAGAUUUCCUUCUGACAUCCUUUUCUUAAACUAACCUGUAUUAACCUGAAGCACUCAGUGCUGUGUAAAUGCUGGUUAAAGCCUAUCUGCUUUGAAGAUA
Messenger RNA from Cheilinus undulatus (humphead wrasse), 1773 nucleotides. RefSeq names its product ADP-ribosylhydrolase like 1 (gene adprhl1). The transcript has 7 exons. Gene Ontology annotation, molecular function: magnesium ion binding; ADP-ribosylarginine-[protein] hydrolase activity. Lineage: Eukaryota; Metazoa; Chordata; Actinopteri; Labriformes; Labridae. Gene Ontology annotation, biological process: protein de-ADP-ribosylation. Bases 291 to 1367 code for a protein of 358 amino acids. The record is from RefSeq and is a predicted model, not a curated record.